Molecule: messenger RNA, 6006 nt
Organism: Mya arenaria
Lineage: Eukaryota; Metazoa; Mollusca; Bivalvia; Myida; Myidae
Product: serine/threonine-protein kinase tricornered-like
Exons: 13
Coding region: 362-1732 (456 amino acids)
Biological process (GO): intracellular signal transduction; peptidyl-serine phosphorylation
Molecular function (GO): protein serine/threonine kinase activity; ATP binding
Source: RefSeq, a predicted model, not a curated record
CCUUUAACGGCGAAUAAAUAUUGUGGUGUAGUUCAUUUCAAAUUAUACUCACUGACACAUGUUAUAUAAUUAUAUAACACAUAUAUGGUGUAGUUAAUGACAUCGUCAAAGUGUUUUUUAAAUUAAGUGUUUAAUGUCAAACACAAAAAACAGAAACUGAGGAACUACUUAAUGACCUUAUGUAGUGCGCAUGUAUAAAACUACUGUACUGCGGUCGAUCAGAUGUUCCAACACAUUGAAUUUUAAGAAGUGACAAAAAGGGAUAGCUAACAAGUGCUUUUAUUCAAGUCCGUCUGCAACAGUCGCGGAAAUUUGGAGAUUUAAAAAUAAGUUCCUGAAAGGCCGGAGUCGCAACUCCAAGAUGGCCACAGUAGGGGAACAACUUCAAAUCAGCAACCACACGAUAGACAAGGUGACACGCGCCAAGGUGACGCUUGAAAACUACUACUCCAAUCUCAUAUCACAACAUGAGGAACGAGAAACAAGAUACCAGAAAUUGGAAGAGUCAAUGGAAGAGGACGGUCUUAAUGAUGAACAGAAAUCCCAAAAGCGACAGCAACAUGCAGUGAAAGAGACCGAAUUCCUUCGUCUGAAGAGAUCGAGACUAGGGGUCGAAGAUUUUGAGCCGCUCAAGGUCAUCGGCAAGGGAGCCUUUGGAGAGGUUCGGCUGGUACAGAAGAGAGAUACGGGUCACAUAUAUGCCAUGAAAAUACUCAGAAAAGCAGACAUGCUAGAAAAAGAACAGGUAGCACACGUGCGAGCAGAGCGAGAUGUCCUAGUAGAAGCUGACCACGAAUGGGUGGUGAAGAUGUAUUACUCGUUCCAAGACAAUGUCAACCUAUACCUCAUCAUGGAGUUUCUUCCAGGAGGUGACAUGAUGACACUGCUGAUGAAGAAGGACACUUUGACUGAAGAGCAGACACAAUUCUACAUCGCGGAGUCCAUCCUUGCAAUCGAUUCCAUCCAUAACCUCGGCUUCAUACACAGGGAUAUCAAGCCAGAUAACCUGCUGUUAGAUUCUCGGGGCCAUAUAAAGCUGUCAGAUUUCGGCCUGUGUACCGGGCUGAAGAAGUCUCACAGAACAGAGUUUUAUAAAGAUCUCCAUCACGGGAAAACCGGUGACUUUAAUUUAAAUCCUAUGGAUUCUAAAAGAAGAAUGGAAAGUUGGAAGAAAAAUAGAAGAGCUUUGGCAUAUUCCACAGUGGGCACCCCAGACUACAUAGCGCCGGAAGUGUUCAUGCAGACUGGUUACUCAAGUUCCUGUGAUUGGUGGUCACUAGGCGUCAUCAUGUAUGAAAUGUUAAUAGGUUAUCCCCCUUUCUGUUCCGAAAACCCCCAGGAAACCUACAAGAAAGUUAUGAACUGGAUGGAGACGCUCAUUUUCCCGCCAGAAAUUCCAAUCUCUACAGAAGCCAAAGAUCUCAUACAAAAGCUAUGUUGUGAUCCAGAGCAUCGUCUCAGCUCACGGGAGCAGAUUCAAGCCCAAUCAUUUUUCCGGGGCUGCGACUGGGAGCAUAUACGUGACCGCCCAGCUGCCAUUCCCGUCGACAUCAAGAGCAUAGAUGACACAUCAAACUUUGACGAGUUUCCUGAUGUGGACCUUAAGUGGCCAACACAUAUUCAGAAAGUGGACAUUACUAAAGAUCAGGCAAACAACAAGGACUGGGUGUUUAUAAACUACACAUACAAACGCUUCGAGGGCCUCCCAAAAUCAUGGCGGGAUAAGAGUUAGCCCCCUUGAUCGAAUCAAGGGAGAUAAUCCUUCAGGACUUUGUAUUGUGAUACAGUGACAAACUGUCACAUUCAUCCUGUGACCUAGCUUACACACUGAGGCUUUUUAGCAUUUAUUUGUGUGCUCAGUGUUUAACUGUUUGCCGUCUGCUGGGUGUCAAACUAUGGGGAUAAAGUGACGAUGAUUUUAUUCUUCCGGGACACGUGUGGUUUCUCAUGGGACUUGUGAACAAAUACAUGUACCCAAGCCAUACUUCAAAGAGACAUCCCAAAGCUUCGUGUUUGAUUUAUGGAUUUAUAGCAUGAUUUUGUUUUGUUUGGUUGCGACUGGUAUUUCUUUAAAAUAAAAGGAGUGGUUAUCGCAACCGCCUUUUGAUUUCGUAUAUGAAAAUCGUAGUGAAAAUUGGAAAGUGCUUUUAAACAUUUACACAGCAAUGUGAAGUGCUUGACUAAAAGUUCCAUUGAUUUGAUCGAGUUUUUUUUGCGUUUUUUUAAAGCAAACAGAACUAAGAUACAACUUCUAAAUAAAGUUUUUUGCAAGAGUGAGUAUAAUUAAAAAAAAUAUUACUGGAACUAUCUUUCCAAAGAACUCAUUGUCAUGAACUAUUUUUCAUUUUAAUCAGUCAUAAUUAUCAUAUUAUUUACAUAACUUGCUUCAUUGAAUUGUAACUAAAUUUUGAUGCAAACUCACUUUUUCAUGACAAUUUGUUAGCUUAGUGAAAUGUUUGACGAUCUGGAAAGAAGGCAAGACAAUUGAAACAAGUUUUUAUAGGAAAUGCAGUUAAAUAGUUUAGCUGUCAAGUCAUAACUUUAGGGCAAUUGUUGAGAUAUUUGUGCUUAAUACAUUAAUGAGUUAAACUAAAAGCAUCUGGUUCUUAAAGCUAUGUUCUAUAUUAUAUAAGCAAAUUUUAAUUUAUGUUUUUUUUUAUGAAUGAAAAUUGCUUUUUCACUAUAUCUUGUAUACUUAAGUAUUGAUGUUUCGAGGCGUUUUUUUAAGGAUUUGAAAUCAUGAGAGUGAUAUUGGCAACGGUGUAAAGCGGCUUGCUUCAUGAGCACUAGCAAUAUAACAUAUCAAUUCCUUAUAUUUUUCACAUUCAUUCACUAUUUAUUAUGUUCAUUUUUCAGUUUUUUUUUCAUUUGUAAGCAUAUAAUGAUGUUUGCCCUGUGUAUUUUUAGUAUAGCUUUAGUUUUGUAACUCAUUGAUUGUGUGUUAUUCUGUAAAAUCAUAUUCUCUGUACUCGUUUGUCCAUCAGCAGCCAAUUGUAUAAAACUGAUUAAUUCUUUGGUUCGGUUAAAGGUAGUCAAACUGUUUAUUGAUUGGUUCAAAAUUAUUCAAUAAUACAGUUGACCAAUCAAAAUUGCUUACGUGUGCAAACUAAGCAAAACUUAAAAAGAUAAGUUAUCCAGUUUUAUACAAUUGGCCGAGGUAGCAAUCUAUUACUUAUCCGAUAUUCUUUUUCAUGACAAUAUUUCUUCAUAAUCAAUGAAGAUAUUAACAUUAGUUUCUGCAGUAUGCGGGGAAUGGCAAUGUGUUUGUUUACAUGUAUAGCUCUUUUAAAGUAAGUAGAUAAUGGGGGAUGGUACCAUUUCAAUGAAACAGAGGAAGUAAUAAUUGGGUUAUAUCAUGCAGACGUCACAGACUGUAUAGUGUUUAACUUGUAUUGCUAUGAUAAUUGACCCUCGGUUAGUUUAUACUCAUUUCUGUUUAGCUCGAUUGUGACAAAAGCUGAUCGCUUAUAGAAUCACGUCAAGAGUCUGUUUCCUGGGUAGAAUCCAAUAUUGUUGUCUUUUGUGCGAGGCCAUGGGAAAGACCCCUGGUGGGGAUUCCAACCAACAACCUCUUGGGUGAGGGGUAGAUACGUAAACCACAAUACUCAAAACACUCUCACCCUCUGUUACUAACCAUUGUCAGCUGCAUAUUGAUCCACUGUACAGUUUGCUGUUUACAAACACUUAUCAGAUUAGUCUUAAGCGAAAUAAGGGGGUUUGAAUGAUGAUAACCUUAAAAAACAUACUGCUGACUUAUAUUUCAUCUUAUUGUCGAGCAUACCAAUCCCGUAUUCCUUGUUAUCUCGGGUAGACUCUGCCUAGACUAAGCCUCACUGUUAUCCAGGGACUACUAUUUCUAUCUACACAUUUUUAUGUCUUGUACGACUAACUACUGGUGUGUUCAAGGUACACAAUCUACUAGGUAGGAACUAUGAAGGUUCAGGAUGAUUAAGAUUUUGCUUUCGGUAGUAUGAUUACAAUAUUUCAAGGUAUAAGGAAGUAUUGUUACUAGGGGUCAUCAUUAACAGUGUUAACCUGUUAAUUUACCAACAAAGGGUAGUCUUUCGACAUUGACAUUGAAAUGUUCCAUAAUUUAAUCGAUUUGGUUCCAAACUUUGUGAAAAGUUGUUAGGACCAUAUAUUCUAAAACAGGGAUCCUUUGGAAGUAAAACAACACAUGAACUGGCUCAAGAAUGAUGAUAGCAGUCUGUGUUUUAUUAACACCAUUCAUUGGCUGUAAUGUAAAAUGCAACACUGUCAUCGUCCUUAACACAAGAUCCUGGUGCAUAAAUCAGAGUGUGGCUGUGUCUGGUCACAUGUCAAAGGUUUUCAGAGAUGGUCCAAGUAACCCACUGCUAUGUACAACUAUGUGCUAUUAGUAAGUGAAGAAAUAUAAUCACAGUCUUUUACAGUCAAAAGUUAUUGGCUCGACAUUGCUUGGCUCGGUUUCCUCGUUGGCUCAAACUGGAUGUUUAGGACCGAUUUUGUUUGACUCUUUGUAAGCGUUCCCUGCUUGGCUUGAUAUUAAAAGCAUUUUAGCCGGUCCUUGGAUAAUCGAGCCAACAGAUUUUGACUAUUUGUCAAUGCAAUGGUCAAAUGACAACCAGCAUCAUAUUAAUUGCAAGGAUGAUGUCAGUAUUUUCGCACACAAGUAUACAUGUAUAUUGUCUUUCCCAAGUUCCGUGCUGUCGAUAGAAACAAUUCAGCUGUUCUAACUGCAUGAAGAGUUCAACGCAUUACUGUUGUAAAUGCAUGUUAGUUAUUGCAGUGUUGCAUUUAGCAAACAAACUAUUAAUUUUGUUCUUACCAGUCAAGGUUUUAGUCAUUUUGAAUGUGUCUUUCAUGUGGUGAACUUUUUCAUAUCAAUUAUGUUUGUUGUUUGCCAAAGUUGUAUGUAUCGGAGCAGUAGCGUCCAUAUUUUCCUUUAAACAUUUUGGAACCCGGGAGUUACAAAUUUAUUUGCCCUAGAUAUAUCCGCAUAUAAAAGCAAGGCCCACAACUCUGUCUUUCAUAGUUGUGAGUGAUCCCGCUUGUUGGACUAAAAAAACAGACAGAGGAUCGUCCGCGUACAUCCCAUGGGUCUCUUGUUAUAGAUGAUGGAUAAGAGAGUAUUUAAUUGCUUGUAUUUAUUGAUUGUGCGCUAUAGAAGAUAGAUGUCCUAUUCUAUCCUUUGGUGACUUGUUAGGAGUUGGAUAAUAUAUAUUAAAAAAAAAAACAUUCCAUAAGAACCAAUGUUGUUUAUGUGUGAAGUUAUGAGUAUAUACUUUUCUCUUCUGAACAUUGUUUGUAAUGAUCCUUAGUGAUUUGCAUGGCUGCCUAGUUCUACCUACUUGUCAUUGGUGUAAAUCAUUGUUUUAUGACUGUGUUUCUAGCAUUUGGAAAAAAAGGGGAAAAAACUUUCAAUAUAAUGUUUUAGCAGUGGGAACAUUUCUUAAAACAUGAUUUAGUUGUUAUUGAUCUUUAAAUACAAAUGUACUAAGUUGAUUAAAAUAUGUGUUUUCCUUACAGAUUAGAAUUUCUGUCAAACAUAUUUUCUAUGUUGUAAGUCAGACAAUUAUUAGGGAUUUUUAGAGCAUGGAUAAGCUAAAACUUUGUGACAAGCAACUAAGGAAUUAGUUCUUGUUUAUGACGUUAUGUUACAUUAUUUUGUUUGAUAGACAAUUGUAGUGGCUUUCAAUGUUUACUGUGUAAACAUGACGUUUCUGUGCUAAUUAUGUGUGAAGAUUGGGUUAUGUGGAUUUCUAGGUCAAGGUCAAGCUUUGAGGUCAAGGUCAAACAAUUGAUGUGAAAAGAGUGAAAAGAUCUCCCCAAGUCUACAAAAGAGACCGUUAACUUGUGAUAGAAUGCUAGUGUGUUAUCAUGAAUGACUCCCCUUUGAUAUGAUAACUGUGUAUAAUGAUGGGCAUGUGUCGUGCCAUGAUAUAUUUAAUCGUUGACCAUUUUAUUGUUAUAUGAUUUGAUUGAACACAAACACAAAACAUCUGUUGAUUAAAUUGUUAAAAUUUU